Molecule: messenger RNA, 1876 nt
Organism: Boeremia exigua
Lineage: Eukaryota; Fungi; Ascomycota; Dothideomycetes; Pleosporales; Didymellaceae
Exons: 3
Coding region: 109-1461 (450 amino acids)
Source: RefSeq, a predicted model, not a curated record
CAAGUCGCCUCUGCUUCUCGCAAGACAUUUUUAUCAUCCCACAUCUCCUCUGCCAUCCACACGUCUGACACCGUGACACACACCCAAUCAGCAAACAGCGACGUCAACAUGGCCAGCGGCUCAAGGAAACGCCGCGUUUCUCGCUCUCCAAGCUGCCUGGAGUCUGCUAGAAAACUGCGUCGACAAUCUGCUAGCAACUCCUUACAAUCGCAACUCGAUACAUCUAAUCCCUAUCCAAGCACAGCAAAGUCCGUGUUCCGUGGCUGUCACGACCCCUACUUCCCUCUCAGCACUAGAGGAGAUACAACCCUGCCAACAGGUGAUGAUUACGUAUUCCGCAUUCAGGUCCUCUCAACCACCACCAAUCUCAACGCCGACGUGUUCAAAAAAGCGGUGCAAGGUCUGGUCAAGAUAUGCUUCCCACAGAACGUCUUGGAUGAGCUUGGGAUCGAGGUCGUUACGCAGCACAUGAGAGACCAGGAUGCACCCGAGCAAAAUAUCGUUAAGAUGGCAGACAUCUUCCGCGCCGAGAUGAUUCAUCGAGUAACAUGGAUGCUAGCGGAAUACCUCGACUCGGCAGGCAGGGUUGAAUCUAGCGUCAAAGCCAUCAUGGCCGCCAGUGCAAGUCUUCAUGGCGCUAAAAUUGGUGAAGAUGUAUUGAGUGGCGUGACCGAGAGCCUCUCCAAGCUUAGGGAGCACAUGUCGAGCGGAUCGACAGCAAGGCUGGCGAACAGUACUGAUAUGGAACUUUCGUCCUUGAACAUGGCCGAGAGCGAUGCAAUGGCCAGUAAUGACAACUGUACUGUAGUCACGCAGCGCAUGGAUCGUGUUAGAUGCACUGGCAUCGCUCCUGAGGAUCCCUCAGAAGACAGUAUGCCUCUGGUGUCACCUGCUAACAAGCACGGGAAGAGAGAGUGCCGAUCAAAAUCGACACCGCAACUCCAGUAUCCCGAUGCAGCAUACAGAGAGUCAAGCCAAGCUGCCGAGCAGAUGGACCAACUUGUGCCAAUCGAGCAACCAUGCCGAGGCAAAGCGAGCAAAGUUUCAACCUCCUGGCGCUGGAACGUGCAAGAUGAGAUCAGCAUCGAUGACAUAACAGAGCAUUUCAAAAGAACAAGCGACUUGUUUGCCUACCACGCCCUGCCAAUUGCCAGGCAGCGACUCGGGACGCUGGUAAAACGCAAAAAGCUGCGCAAAGACAUUGAGGCUAUGCUUGCAGCUCUUUCCACGACCGAAUUCGACCAAUGGGUCGAAAGACUUCGGAAGCUUCAAAAUGGCGAUAUGACGAUGCUUGAGAGGUCUCCAGCUCCAAUCAUUGGUCAAGAUGCGGCCCGGAUUACAGUAAAGUCAACACCCACGCUCACGCCCAGCAAUCAGACGGUACGCCGCCGUCCGAAGUCAGACGUUCGGUUUGCGGUUAAGCAAGAACACAAUGUGUAUGAGAACUUUCGUGAGGCAUAGGCGCCUUCUCGGUACGCAUCGAGAGCUGACGGUGGCAUGCGUACUAACCGUUCAGUUCCCACAAAGGGCUUGGCCCAUCAAGAAGCUAGAAUCGAAAGUCAGCUGGGAGUACAGACAACCCUUAAUCAUUCAAGUCGUUCGUUUUAAGAGACUCCCAUUGUAGAUCUCCUGUGGGGCCAAAAGGAAUUUGGAGAACAUAAUCGUGCACCCGUGAUUCGCAAUGUAACAAAAAGUCUCAACUCUUAAGUCUCAGCAGAGGUAGGCAACGAAGAUUUAUGUUCCAAGCUAUACUUAUAGGCUGCACUGUGUCGGUAUAACACGUCUCGAUGGAGCUACCCUCGUUCAGACAAAGAAGAACCUUCAGGCACUGCUACUUGGCCCAGAACUCCACUGCUUCCUGACCUUCACUUACGUU